Messenger RNA from Bursaphelenchus xylophilus (pine wood nematode), 4887 nucleotides. Lineage: Eukaryota; Metazoa; Nematoda; Chromadorea; Rhabditida; Aphelenchoididae. The record is from the annotation of a GenBank genome assembly.
AUGUACAGUCAACUGGCGCAGAUGGACGAGGGCGGUGACAACGAGCACACCGCCGCUAUAUGGUGAGUUUUUAUUUAUUUUUUGAUUUAUUUUUUGUUUUUUUUUGGGCUUUUUGUACAGUUGUUGUAACAUUUUUGGCGAUUUUUUGAUGGGUAUUUUUGGUAGUUGUGAAAGUUUUUUUGCUUUUUGGUAUUUUUAGUUUUUGCUUUAGCUUUUUUGUUGCGCAAUAUAAAGUUUUUAGAAAAUUUACUUACAAAAAAAAUCUGAAAAAUUGAAAAUUUAAAAAUUAAAAAUGUCAAAAAUUAAAAAGUAUUAAAAAAAUUUUUUUUUUUGGCUGACCUUUGAAAUUGACGCAAAUUUUCUGGUAAAAAAAGUUGGUAUUUUAAAAAUUUGACGUUUUUUUUGCAAAUAUUGGCAUGAAAUUUUGCAUGCCUAUUUCUACCGUAGAAGGCAAUGUUUCCACAAAAAAUCUAUUUUUUACCCGCAAAAAUGGGAAAGAUAUCGCCUAAAAGUGUUUUUAUCACUGACCGCUCUCCGCAUUUGGCGUACUCUUUCAGCCGCAAAGAUUUUUCAAUAUCUCGGCGGCGCCUACAAAGCCUGUGACAGAGUUUUCCGGACUUUGUUGCGUUUUAGCAGAAAAUUUUCUGGUCCAUUUCGCAAAUUUUAGAACCUACCCAAAAAGUCAUCACCUUACACUUACAAUAUACAAUAUGAUGUGCGAGCUCUCGCCUCUCAAAACUUGACCUUCUAAGAGCUUAGCGAAGAUUAGCUACUGUCACGCUUUGGCCCCCAAAUUUGGCCGUUUGUUUAUAGAAACGUUCAGCGGAUUCGAAUCCGAGUUUCUUGGCGCCGACAACAAGUGUCAAGUGCUCUUUAACGGCUUUCAAAUUGAUAUAUUUUGUUUCGGUCAGAGGUCAAUUUGAACAUCGUUUUAAGUGCCGUUUCUCAGAUGUUUAUUGAGCGGCCAGAUGGGAUGAAGAGUGGGAUUUGGUUUUAUUUAAAUCAAUUGGACUAUUGAGUGGGAAAAUGGAGUAAAAGAAGCGUCACAAUGUGGUCUAGGGUUUAGCUUGGGGUCUUAAAUUAAUAUUUUGUGACCGCUCUUACCAUUCGCGUUGCCUAUGCGAUAUUUUCAUCUCAUUUUUUAGCAGAAACCACUGAGAUUUUUAGGUGAAGGAUUGGUCCCAAUUUCAGUUGUUUUUUUGCAAGCAUGUCCACACACAAAGAUUGAUGUUUAUUUCUACCGUAGUCCACAAAAACAUCGAUUUUUUUCCACCCAAGGGUGGAAGAGGUAUGGCCAAAAGGUUACUUUAUCUCUGCCCGCUCCCCGGGUUUCGCCUGCUCUCUCGGCUGCAAAGAUUUUUCAAUAUCUCGGCGUGAGCUAAAGUCGCUGGAUACUAGGCCGUUUCAAAAGUGCGUAGACUUUUUUUUGCAAGCUUUCCGCACUGUGCAGUCGCCCUUUUGCACCAUGCAAUUGGAAAGUCGCCAUGAUUCAAGGUUUUUCAACUGUGUUCUGCCCGCGCGAUAGACGUGAAAAACCCAAUUCAAAAAGUGGCAAAAUCUACAGUGGGGGAUCUGAUCCAGUGGCAAAAAACGUACCAUUUUGGAUCCGAGAAUUAUAAGAAAUGUGGCAAAAUGCCUCCCUCUCCAAGUGAAAAAACUCCGAUUCCAAAAGCGCUCUUUUUGUGAGGGAAAGGGCGCACCCUUCAAAACGAAGUUUUUUAGGGAGGUAUUUUGCCACAUUUUUGAUACUUCUCGUAUGCAAAAUGGUACGUCUUUUGCCACUUGAUCAGGGUCCCCCACUGUAGAAGGCGCUAUGGUGGUUUGUUUCAGCAAAUCGGAUUUUUUUCACUUGGAGAGGGAGGUAUUUUGCUACAUUUUUUAUACUUCCUGGAUGCGAAAUGUAGGUGUUUGGCCACUGGAUCAGGUCCCCCACUGUAUGAGCCGCGGAAAAAAGUCUAGGCACUUUUGAAAAGGUGUAGUAUCUUCGUAACGGCUGUAAAAUGCUGGCUCUUUCAUGUCCCUGACAUGUAGAAAAUUUAAAGAAAAUCUGAGAAUUCCACUUGGGGUACCUCUGUUUUUCAAGCCGUUGCAAAACGCUCGACUUUUCGGCCGUUCUGCAUAAAAAACCGGGAGGAAAAACCGAAGAAUGUUUCCUUUUCAUCGCAGGAUAAAAAAUUGUUCAUUAAAGUGGAGGAGAGAGUGCAAUGCAAUACUACUUUGUCAUGCUAGCAAAAGGAUUAGAGAGGUUUUUUUCUCGGAUUGAGGGUCGUAAAAGUGGCGAGAAAAACUUUGAAAUCCAUUUGGUCCGCUUGCCUGUGUUCUCGCAAUAUUUGUGAGAAAAUUUCUUGGUGCUAAAUUUGUUCAAAAAUGGCAGACGCCGUGAAGUUGUAAGCUUUUUUGUCUCAAAAAAAAAUGAAGCCUCUGUGCGGCAAAUUGCAAUACAAAAUCGAUUCAUAGAUAGGUGUAGGGCAAGUGAAUAGCCAAAAAAAGGUUGUAAAAAGUGCCUACGAGGCCUGGCAAAGCCCGCUGGAUUGUCGGCGGACGCUCGGCGAAGGCUCGGCGGAGACUUGGCGAAGACUUGCAAUAUAUCCACUUUUUCUUACUUUAGCUAUUAAUAACGUUAGUUUUCUUAACCCUGAGUUAUUGUGACACAUAAAAGACCAAAAUUUGCGGCAAGAAACGAAGAAUCUUAACUUUUAUCUAGAUAUUAUUGAUAAGAGUACAUGUAAAAUACCUCAUAAUAGGUGAUAAACUAUCCUAGAGCAUGACCAAUCUUAUUAUUUCUACUAAUAAACACUUCAUAGUGCAAUUUUUGAGAAUUUAUGACACUUUUAAGGAUUCCAAAAAAAUGUUGUCACGCAAUAUGAAAUCAUUUUUUGAAAAAAUUGAAAAAAAAAUUAAAAUGUUUUAGAAUUUGCAAUUUUAGAAGACCAAUUUUUUUAUAAUUUUAAAAUACGCCUUGGACUUCUACGAUGAAAUUAAAGUUCAUAGUGAAGAGACAUGCCAGAAUGUCGGGAAAAUAUUAAGCGCUCUUUCGCUCGAAAUCGCAUCGCUGAAAUGAAAAAAAAUUGAUAUUUUUCCCCGACACAAUUCAUUUUCUCGACUUUCGAUACCAUUUUCGAUACAAAACUGAGCUCAUUAUUUUCCCGACAGACUGAUAUUUUUUCCCAAAAAUUUUUUCCCUUUACAAAAAUAAUUAAUAUAAAAGUAUUUUUUUGUUUUCAUUAUUCCAAAAAACUUUUCAUUUAUCGCCUCUCCUAAUUUAAUGCGAGCGUUUAAUCGAAAUUUUAAUCUAAAUUUGCUUUUUAAUGAUUAAUUAACGGCUCCGCGGGUCCUUUGUUCCAUUUCGGGGGCGCAAAAUUCGGAAAAACCAACGGCCCCGCGCGGCCCGCUUAUUCCCAAAGUCUCAAUUAGGAUGAAGGACCCGUAAGUGAGGUGGAGAAAAAAUGAAAAAAAAAUAUGACAUUGGCCUCGGUGCCCAGAAACGAGGGGGAAUAUGAAUUACUGACGGUCUUAGGCCGUAGUUUUGGGGGCCCAGGAUGGCGUAGAAGGCUUGUAAAAAUUUUUGAAACGUGUCUUAAAUUAUGGUUUUUAUUAGUAUUUUUAGGUUUUCUAAAAAAUUUUUUGUCCUAUAUUGGGUAUUGGCUACAUACUAGGCUUUUGGAAAGUCGCUGGACUAAAAUGCGCUAUAAAAAAUGUUCGAAAGCAAAAGUUUUCCUUGCACUGUGCAAUUUCUUGCUUUUUGCACAGUACAAUAGGCUUUUCAGGGUGUUGCUCACACCCUGAUUUUUUUCGCACAGUGCAGGCGCCAAAAUCCAGUCCAACGACUUUCCGGAAGGACUAUGUAGUCUUGGGUAUUGGGCACAUAUCAAUUGCUGAAAAAAUUAGCUCGCGCUUUGCAGGGAGAGCCGUGAUAUUCAACGAUCUUUGCCGCCGAGAGAGUACGGAAAAGACGUUCAGAUUUUGUUUUAAAUUUUGCACUUUUUUUGGACAUAGGCUGCAUAUCAAUUCCUAAAUAUUUUAGUUUGCGUUUUGCAGGGAGAGCCGAAAAAAUCAACAGUCUUUACGGCCGAGAGAGCACGCGAAAGGCGGUCAGAGAAAAAUGCUUUUUGGCGAUAUGCAAUUUUGUGUGGAAAAAAAUUAUUUUUUGUGGAAACAUCACCCUCUACGGUAGAAAUGAAAAUGGAAAUUUUCAUGUCAGGUUAAAUUUAGAAAACGUUAAAAGUUAUUAUUUUUUUUUCAAAAAUUUUACCAAUUUUUUGGACUGAAAAAAUAAAAAAAAAAUCCAUUUGAACUUUCUGAACUGUUAAUGGAUCCCUUUUUGCACAAAAAACGGCCAAAACAUUCGUUCCUCAACAAAUUUUCGCACUCAGAAACGAAAACUGGCACACUUUGUCAACAAAAGUGCAUAAAAAGAAAGACCUGUGGGAUAUCCCAUGACAUCAUUGAUAUUUCUUCGUUUUUCCUGUUUUAAUAUUUUUUGGGUGGGUUGUGAAUUUUGUCCAGAAAAAUUAGGAAGUUAAAAAAAAAAUUUGCGGAAUUUAAAAAAAUCCUAAAAAAAAAAUUUUUUAUGAAAAAAUUUAAAAAAAAAUCAAAAAAAAUCAAAAAAUUCCAAUUUUUUCCUUGACAGUAACUUCCAAAAAUUUCGAAAAUUUUACGCAAAUUUAUUUUUUUCAAGAUGAUUCAUUAACAUGUUCUCCCGCGGCCUUUUCACUCAUCUCUCUCCCUUGUUUCAGGUUGGGCCGAGAACCUAGGAUGAGUGUGGACUUUGCGGCCGCUCGUUGGCGCCAACAGCAGAAGAACGGAGUGGCGAGGAAGGCGGCGAAUCGGCAGCGAUGGAGACUGCUGGGCCAAUUGUUAGUUGUUGGUUGUUGUGUUGUGUUAUAG